AUGGGAGCUUACAACUCCGGUUCUGGAAAUGCACCGACCCCAAAUUGUACGCCAAGUGGACUUUCAACUGUAACCGUUGUGGUUUUAAGGUAAACAAACACACAGUUGUCUGCUCCAAUCAUUUUAAAUAUGGAAGGCCCACAAAGUUGAGUCCAAUUCCAACUCUGUACUUGAAAGGAUACGAACCUGACGAUACAGAAACAAGACAAGUCAGGGGAGUACUGAAAAGAAGGAGUAUCGAAGAGGUAGGAUGUGUGAAUACACCAUUCAAGAAAAGGAAAGUGAAUCAAUCUGCUCUUUUGAAGGAAAACACUGCCUCUGUGCCAGAAAAUUUGCAGCCAGACACAACAAACUCUGGGUCAGUCCCAUGUCCAACACCAGUACCAAGUCAGCCAACACUAUCCUCUGGAACUAAAAAGAAAGUGCCUACCGGUAGUAUUUGUACAAAUGAUGAUGCAAAAGUGCCCAGAUCAUUAAAGAAAAAAAUGUCUUGGGAUAUGAUCAAGGGAAGGAAACGCCUGGUAAAAUUUUAUACUAGGUGUCCAACUGCAGAAGUAUUUAUGUUUAUCGUUGACCAUGUUCGACCAAAACAUAAAAAAACUGCAAUAUUAUCGUGGUUCAUCAUCCACUAUAACAACACCCAAGAAAUACCAAAUAAGCCCUGUCACUCAAUUCUGUCAACGAAAACCUGGGAAACCUCGUGUGUUGUCUUUAGAAGAUGA
Molecule: messenger RNA, 722 nt
Organism: Paramuricea clavata
Lineage: Eukaryota; Metazoa; Cnidaria; Anthozoa; Malacalcyonacea; Plexauridae
Source: the annotation of a GenBank genome assembly